This is a messenger RNA of Periophthalmus magnuspinnatus, 1768 nucleotides long. RefSeq names its product solute carrier family 25 member 33 (gene slc25a33). The record is from RefSeq and is a predicted model, not a curated record. The coding region runs from base 197 to 1135 and encodes 312 amino acids. Gene Ontology annotation, molecular function: pyrimidine nucleotide transmembrane transporter activity. Gene Ontology annotation, cellular component: mitochondrion. NCBI's taxonomy places the organism in Eukaryota, Metazoa, Chordata, Actinopteri, Gobiiformes, Gobiidae. Gene Ontology annotation, biological process: pyrimidine nucleotide import into mitochondrion. The transcript is spliced from 7 exons.
UCCUCCUCCACCCGGUGUCCGCCGCUGACAGCUCAUCUACAGCCGCCGAAAGUCAAGUCUGAAGCCGGGGGACAGUAAACCAACCCCGCGGCUGAGAGUUGGACGCGUCGGGAAUCUAAAGCUGAUAUUUAUAAACGCUGGAUAUUUAUUUUAGUAAGAUGUCUGUGUCUAGCUAAGGAAGAACCCGGCAAUCAAAAUGGCACAAAAAGACACACUGCUACAUCUUUUCGCUGGGGGGUGUAGUGGAACUGUUGGGGCAAUUGUGACGUGUCCUCUGGAGGUGCUAAAAACCCGGCUGCAGUCAUCAGGGCUCACUCUCCGACCCGUUUACCAGGUCCAGCUCAGUGGCACUGGAGCUGGGGUUAUCCGUCCCGGGACUGUGACGCCUGGUCUCCUACAAGUCUUACGGUCGAUCCUUCAAAAAGAGGGACCACGAUCGCUGUUCAGAGGCCUGGGACCAAAUCUUGUCGGUGUAGCUCCCUCAAGAGCCAUCUAUUUUGCUGCUUACUCAAAGUCAAAAGAGCUGUUCAAUGGGCUGUUUGUCCCCAACAGUGGACUUGUGCACAUGUCGUCUGCGGGCUCUGCUGCGUUUGUGACCAACUCUCUGAUGAACCCGAUCUGGAUGGUCAAGACCAGGAUGCAGCUGGAGAAAAAGGCCAGAGGAGAGAAGAAAAUGAAUGCACUGCAGUGUGCCCGUUAUGUUUACAAAACAGAAGGUGUCCGGGGGUUUUACCGAGGUCUGACUGCGUCCUACGCUGGGAUCUCGGAAACUAUGAUCUGCUUCUUAAUUUAUGAAACACUGAAAAAGCACCUUGCCAAGAGCCAGUUUGUUUCGCCUAGUGGAGAAGCCGAGAGGGGGGCAUCAGACUUCCUCAGUCUCAUGAUGGCCGCUGCAUUUUCAAAGGGCUGUGCGUCCUGCAUCGCCUACCCACACGAGGUCAUUCGGACGAGGCUGCGGGAGGAGGGCAGCAAGUACAAGUACUUCUUUCAGACGGGGAGGUUAAUAGCCGUGGAAGAGGGCUACGCAGCUUUUUAUAGAGGACUCAUUCCACAGUUAAUCAGACAGAUCCCCAACACAGCCAUUGUCCUCUCCACAUAUGAACUGAUCGUGUACCUGCUAGGAGAUGCCAAGUGAGGACAUCUUUGCUCCAAUUGUGAGUGCACAAAAGUGGGGAGUUCUGGCCAAUGGACUUAAUAUGUAGCACACUGAAGUUUGAACGGCGCUGCUAUCGAGACUUCUCUGGUGAAACUGAAGCAGUCUGUACUGUUAUCCAAAGAGUUUAAUGUGUUUUAUUUAACUGCAAGCUUGUCAUUAGGAGAUUUUCAAUGUAACUGAAGAAGUCAUGGUACAGUUUUUGUCAAGCUUGUGAAAAAGGUCACCUUCUCAGAUGCUUGGUGUUAAGUUAUAAAUUAUUUUGUUAUUUUAUGGUUGUGUAUAUUUUUUCUUUUGUUGUAUGCUUUAUGUUAAUGCACCAACGCAACUAAGUAGAAUGAUUCUUAAUAAUGAAGGGACAAAUUAAGUUUGGUGCUGCGAGGAGCUGUUCAUUGAAAAGACCACACAACCGAGAUUUCUCCUGUUCCUUCUUAAAUGCAAACUGCUGUUUUGAAGUUCAAAUUACAGAGAGAUUAAUCUUAUUUUUCUUUAAUAUAUUCAGGAUACAGAUGUUUCUGUAUGUUUUCUUUAUGGAAAAAGAGACUCAUGUUUUACAGAAUAAUACUGUAGAUGCUUAUUUGACCAGUGGAUCAAUAAAAUGCAUCUAUAAAAUGA